Molecule: messenger RNA, 2401 nt
Organism: Ctenopharyngodon idella (grass carp)
Lineage: Eukaryota; Metazoa; Chordata; Actinopteri; Cypriniformes; Xenocyprididae
Gene: vps26bl
Product: vacuolar protein sorting 26 homolog B, like
Exons: 6
Coding region: 236-1234 (332 amino acids)
Biological process (GO): retrograde transport, endosome to Golgi; intracellular protein transport
Cellular component (GO): retromer complex; endosome
Source: RefSeq, a predicted model, not a curated record
GUAAAAUCAUUUCUGAAGCUUGUGUGUUUGUACAUUGCUGAAAAUCCUCCGCAGGUAUUAAUACAAGAGCCAUAUGAAGAAUUAGCUAAAUUUAAUCAUAAACAGUCUAUUAUAAACGUACAUGCGUUGCAGAAGAUAAAGCAGCUAGCUUGUGAAGAAGACGCAAUAGUAUUGAUGUGGAAUUGGACCAGGUGUUAGAAUACAAAAGGAUUCCAGUCCAGCACAAGGUGUCGGGAUGAGCUUCUUCAGUUUUGGACAAAGUGCUGAAAUUGACAUAGUUUUAAAUGAUGCAGAGACGAGAAAAAAGGCCGAGCACAAAACAGAGGACGGGAAAAAAGACAAAUACUUUCUGUUUUACGACGGGGAGACAGUCUCUGGGAAAGUCAACGUAACCCUGAAAAACCCAGGGAAGCGGCUUGAGCAUCAAGGGAUCAAAAUAGAAUUUAUCGGGCAAAUCGAAUUGUACUAUGACAGAGGAAACCAUCAUGAGUUUGUCUCUCUGGUAAAGGAUUUAGCUCGGCCUGGAGAAAUGGCUCAAUCUCAGACCUUUGAUUUUGAGUUCACACACGUGGAGAAACCAUACGAGUCCUACACAGGCCAGAAUGUAAAACUGCGCUAUUUCCUGAGGGCAACCAUCAGCAGGAGACUGAAUGACAUCUGCAAAGAGAUGGACAUCGUAGUGCACACACUCAGCACUUAUCCAGAACUCAACUCCUCCAUAAAGAUGGAAGUGGGAAUUGAGGACUGUCUUCACAUUGAGUUUGAGUACAACAAAUCCAAGUAUCAUCUGAAAGAUGUGAUUGUGGGAAAGAUCUAUUUCCUAUUGGUGCGAAUUAAGAUCAAACACAUGGAAAUUGAUAUUAUUAAACGGGAGACAACGGGAACAGGGCCAAAUGUGUACCACGAAAAUGACACCAUUGCAAAAUAUGAGAUUAUGGAUGGAGCACCUGUCCGAGGUGAAUCCAUCCCCAUCCGUCUUUUUCUGGCUGGGUAUGAGAUGACACCCACCAUGAGGGACAUUAAUAAAAAAUUCUCUGUACGUUAUUACCUGAAUCUCGUACUCAUUGAUGAAGAAGAGCGACGUUACUUCAAACAACAGGAGAUUACACUAUGGAGGAAGGGAGAUAUUGUGAGGAAGAGCAUGUCCCAUCAGGCUGCCAUCGCCUCCCAGCGCUUCGAGGGCUCGGCAAGCUCAGAGAAAGCACUCUCUCAAGCUAAAGAGGACAGCAACUAAACCCAACCAUGUCAGCUCAUCAUCUCAUGUGUGUAUGUGUUAGAGAGAGAGUGUGUGUGUAUGGAUUUCAAGAAGGCGUGUGCUCUCAAAAUAGAUUAAGCAAUGUAAACAUGAUAUUUCACAUUCCUAAACAUUACAGUUUAUGAUCAACAAGUUCUUAAGUAGCUUUUAAAAAAGGGAUGAAUGUGAAAAGCAAAAACACUGAUUCCAAAAACCAUGAUUCGAUAUUUACAAAUUCUUGCUGGCGGUUCCUCUGAGAUAGUUUACUUUUUUUUGUCCGCCACCCUGGAAUUAAUUGAUUGAUUGUAUAUUUAAUUGAAACAUUUCAGCAGACCAUCUAGACAACACAAACUCAUUCCACACUCUAUAUUCCACUUACAGCCUUUUUUAAAAUCUGUAUUGAAUGUUUUGUUAUUGUAGAUUUUUUCUUUCAUAACAUAUACAUUGCAUACAGUGUUCAGCUUGUUUUCUAAUGAAAUGGUAUUUAACUAAUUCAUAUUUUUAGUGAUUUUUGUUUUUUUAUACAGUAUGCUUACCGAUACAUGCCUUUUUACUUUUUGUUGCCAUUCCCGAAGAUAAAUUAUAAGCACUUCAGGGUUCUUGCCAAUGUGAUUUCAGUGUCUCAGGAGGAACCUCCAUAUCAGCUUCAAAUUAAUCACACAUUUCUGUUUAGAUUCAACUAACAAACCAAAUUAAUUUCCCUACAAGUAUGUAGCUGAACUGAAAUUUUAUUUUCAUUUUAGGGUCUGUUGGUUUGUAUUGACAUCAUAAUACUUUACCAAGCUCCUUGCCAUGUUUUUAAAUGUAGAAAAAAUUGAAAUUUAAUUCAGUAUUAUUGCUGUUGAGGUUUAAUUAUGUGAAACCAAAAUGUUUGACGUUGGUUGCGGUUUUUGGUUAACACUUUACAAUAAGGUUAACUAUUGAACAACCAUAUUUUAAAGUGUUACUAAGUUGUCACAGGCUGUUUUGACGUUUAAUGUUCUUGAACUUAGGAGGCAUUAAUGUCUUAUUUUUGUUCUCAUUUUUACCAACACUGGAGAUCAGCUCUCAUAUUACAUGUCAUAGCUCUUAUCUUUUACUAACCAAAACAUAAAAUCUUGGAAAUCUUUGACCAUAACAGUGCAAAUGCUAAUAAAGUGUGAUCAGGAUGAAAAGUGGAAGCGUUAA